This is a messenger RNA of Trichosurus vulpecula (common brushtail), 7046 nucleotides long. It is a transcript of the gene HIP1, whose product is annotated as huntingtin interacting protein 1. Gene Ontology annotation, cellular component: presynapse; extrinsic component of postsynaptic membrane; actin cortical patch. Gene Ontology annotation, molecular function: actin filament binding; clathrin light chain binding; phosphatidylinositol-3,4-bisphosphate binding. Bases 55 to 3177 code for a protein of 1040 amino acids. Gene Ontology annotation, biological process: clathrin coat assembly; endocytosis; actin filament organization. The transcript has 31 exons. NCBI's taxonomy places the organism in Eukaryota, Metazoa, Chordata, Mammalia, Diprotodontia, Phalangeridae. The record is from RefSeq and is a predicted model, not a curated record.
GGGGAUCCCGGGGCAGCGGCGGCGGCAGCGGCGGCGGCGGGUCCCGGGGACGCCAUGGACAGGGUGGCCAGCUCCAUGAAGCAGGUGCCCAACCCGUUGCCCAAGGUGCUGAGCCGGCGCGGAGCGGGAGCGGGGCCCGAGGCGGCGGAGCGGGAGAGCUUCGAGCGGAGCCAGACAGUCAGCAUCAAUAAAGCUAUUAAUACCCAGGAAGUGGCCGUGAAGGAAAAACAUGCCAGGACAUGCAUCCUGGGAACCCAUCAUGAGAAAGGCGCACAGACCUUCUGGUCUGUCGUGAACCGUCUGCCACUCUCCAGCAACGCCGUGCUCUGCUGGAAGUUCUGUCACGUGUUCCACAAACUCCUCCGGGAUGGGCACCCCCAUGUCCUGAAAGACUCCUUGAGAUACAAAAAUGAAUUAAGUGACAUGAGCCGGAUGUGGGGUCACCUGAGCGAGGGCUAUGGACAGCUUUGCAGCAUCUACCUCCGACUGCUGAGAACCAAGAUGGAGUACCACACCAAGAACCCCCGAUUCCCAGGCAACCUCCAGAUGAGUGACCGACAGCUGGAUGAGGCAGGAGAGAGCGAUGUCAACAACUUUUUCCAGCUGACAGUUGAGAUGUUCGACUAUUUGGAGUGUGAGCUGAACCUCUUCCAAACUGUGUUCAGCUCCUUGGAUAUGUCACGCUCGGUGUCGGUGACAACAGCGGGGCAGUGCCGCCUGGCCCCCCUCAUCCAGGUCAUUCUGGACUGCAGCCACCUGUAUGAUUACACCGUCAAGCUCCUCUUCAAACUGCACUCCUGUCUUCCUGCUGACACCCUUCAGGGCCACCGGGACCGCUUCAUGGAGCAGUUCAAGAAGUUGAAAGAUCUCUUCUACCGCUCCAGCAACCUGCAGUACUUCAAGCGGCUCAUCCAGAUCCCUCAGCUUCCCGAGAACCCACCCAACUUCUUGCGGGCCUCAGCACUGUCAGAACACAUCAGCCCCGUGGUGGUCAUCCCAGUGGAGGCUUCCUCCCCGGACAGUGAGCCCAUCCUAGAGAAAGAUGACCUCAUGGAAAUGGAUGCCACUUCCCAGCAGCAGAAUUUCUUUGACAACAAGUUUGACGAUAUCUUUGGCAGCUCAUUUAGCAGCGAUCCUUUCAACUUCAACAAUCAGAAUGGCAUGAGGAGCAGAGAAAAGAAGGAUACCUUGAUUGAUCAUCUGUAUCGGGAGAUCAAUGGACUGAAGAAGGAGCUGGAGAACAUCAAGGCCGAGAAACACCUGGCAUUCCUGCAGCUGAAGGGUCGGAUCAGUGAGCUUGAGGCGGAGCUGGCCGAGCAGCAACACCUGCGGCAGCAGGCGGUCGAUGAAAGUGAAUUUCUCCGGGCUGAGCUGGAUGAACUCAACAAGAAACGGGAGGACACGGAGAAAGCGCAGCGGAGCCUCACAGAGAUCGAGAAGAAAGCCCAGACAAAUGAACAGCGUUACAGCAAACUGAAGGAGAAGUACACGGAGCUGGUUCAGAACCAUGCUGACCUGCUGCGGAAGAAUGCCGAAGUAGCCAAACAGGUGACUGUAAUGAGACAGGCCCAGGCCGACUUGCAGCGGGAGAAGAAAGAGCUGGAGGAUACCUUCCAUCGUACGAAUGAGCAGGCCCAGCGCAAGACUCAAGAACAGACAGAGGUCCUGGAGACUUUAAAGCAAGAACUUUCCAUCAGCAAACAUGAGUUCCAAGUCCUCCAAGGCACCCUGGAGACCUCUGCUCAGUCAGAGGCAAAGUGGAACAUGCAGGUUGAAGGCCUAGAGAAGGAGCGAACCAGCCUGGCGAGAAUCGCGUCUGAGAGGUAUGAAGAAAUCUCAUCCCUUCGGAACCAGCUGGAGCGAACACAGUCUGAGUUAACCAAUGCACAGGAAUCUACGCAUCAAAUUGCAAAGGACCAGAGGAAGUCAUUUCUCCUGAAAAUGGGGCAAGAGGCUGAGAAGAUGGUAAAGGAUGCACUGAGCCAGCUUGAGGACCCCAUCCUCAUCAGUUGUAGUAGGUCUGCAGAUCACCUCCUUUUCAAGACCAAUUCUGUUUUGAAAUGCAUCGACCAAGUGGAGGAGGCCCAGAACCAGUAUCUGACCUCUUCAGAUGAUGUCAGUGGACUGGUGCGAUCCAUAACCCUCUUGGCUCACCUGGUCAGUGACACCAUCCUCCAGGGCAGUGCCACCUGUCUGACAACCUCCUUGGAGCCUGCAGAGACGUUAACAGAUGCCUGUAAAGAGUGUGGCAGGGAAGCCCUGCUCUAUCUGUCUGCUCUGAAGGAAGAGGACAAUGUUGAGAAUGCAAAUAGCACGGCCAUGAGGAGCUGCCUCAGCAAGAUCACAGCCAUUGGCGAGGGGCUCAGACCCAGAGGCCUGGACAUUAGGCAGGAGGAGCUGGGUGACUUGGUGGACAAGGAGAUGGCUGCCACCUCAGCUGCUAUUGAAACAGCCACGGCCAGGAUAGAGGAGAUGCUCAACAAGUCCCGAGCUGGAGACACAGGGGUCAAACUGGAGGUAAACGAAAGGAUCCUCGGUUCCUGUACCAGCCUAAUGCAAGCUAUUCAGGUCCUCAUUGUAGCCUCCAAAGACCUUCAGAAGGAGAUAGUGGAAAGCGGCCGGGGUGCGGCCUCCCCCAAAGAGUUCUAUGCCAAGAAUUCACGGUGGACAGAAGGACUGAUCUCGGCCUCCAAAGCUGUUGGCUGGGGAGCCACAGUCAUGGUGGAUGCAGCUGAUCUGGUGUUUCAAGGGAAAGGGAAGUUUGAGGAGUUGAUGGUGUGUUCCCGCGAAAUUGCAGCCAGCACAGCACAGCUGGUGGCUGCUUCCAAGGUGAAAGCUGACAAGGACAGCACAAACCUGGCUCAGCUGCAACAGGCCUCUCGAGGGGUGAACCAGGCAACAGCAGUGGUGGUAGCAUCAACCAUGGCUGGGAAGUCGCAGAUUGAGGAGACAGAACACAUGGACUUCUCCAGCCUGACACUGACGCAAAUCAAACGUCAAGAGAUGGACUCCCAGGUAAAAGUGUUGGAACUGGAAAAUCAGCUGGAGAAAGAGCGGCAGAAGCUGGGCUAUCUGCGCAAAAAGCACUACGAGCUGGCUGGCGUCGCCGAGGGCUGGGAGGAUGAGCCGGGAGCAUCUCCACCUGCUGGGCCAGAAGCCACGUCAGAGAAGGACUAGAGGCCAGGCCACAGCCCGGUCGCCAGACUGUAAAUCCUUAUAACUCGUCUCUGUGCUUGUUGUGUGGCCGCUCCACUGCCCACCUGCCCAUGCUGCAGACUCGCCACCUCCCCCGGGGUUAGCCGAGCGGAGCCUUCCACAGAGCCCCUACACCCCAGCCCGCACUUUGAUGUGAAGCACACCGAGUAUACCCUCACUUCCAACCGACCGCUUGAGAUGCCGGCAGGCCUUUGCUAGCCAUUCUGGCCCCCAGGGAGCUGAGAGCUGCUGGGAAGGGAGCUUGCAGUGGACACGUCUCAGCCACAUGACUCACUUCAUCACCAUGCUCAUUUGUUUGCCCAGGGUUGGGGGGCUGGGACUGCAGGGAGGGGCCAAGCAAGAGACUCCAUCAGUACCCAUUCCCUUUUCUUCUCAGUCUUUUCUGUUUCAUCAUUUGCACAAACUGGGGAGCAUCUGAGGUGAAUCGCAAGCCGAGACGCUCUCCUGGAUCUGUCCACAGAGAAAAGGAUGGCAGGAGGGUCCUGACUGAGAAGGCCAGGCCAGUUCAUCCCCCUCCUUGGCAGUCUCAUGGAUUCCCCACUGCUUCUUAGAGUGGUCCGUUUCUUGUUUUGUUUUUGGAAAGUCAAUUCCUAUAGCCAACUUUCCUCAAGGGAGCCCCUCUGGAGCUCUUGGGACACAAAUGGGUCCCGGUACCAUAGUGGUUAAACAGUUAAUGGUGCUGCUUAGGCUUUUCCCUUGGUGCUUCACAUCCACCACAUCACUGGCCUCUGCUGGAGUGUGGAAUAGUCACAUCCACUUCCUGGAAGGGAAUAGCUUCCUCCUAAGGGGAAGGCAGGUUGAGUGCCUUGUGUUACUGUAGCUGGACCCCAGCUGACCCCCACGAUUCACCUCCACAUAUGUGGGGACCAUAGAAGAGGGGGGGAGGGAAGGGUCCAGUCCAGGUCCUUGGGGAACCAUCAUCUGUGGCAACAGCUCUUGAUCAGGCUCCAGAAACCCUGUGGUGCCCUCCUUGGAUGGGGAUACUCUAUGCAGAAAGUCCUUCCCUGGCCACCCCCAUGCUGGCCACUACCUGUCAUACCUGACCAGGUACCAAGGAGGAGGAGAUGAGGGAAAUCUUGUGGCUUUCUCCAAGUGAUCAGCCUUGUCAUCUACCCAAACUGAAGGUGGAUCAUGACCUUUUCCAACUAAUUCAGAAGCCCUGGUCACAGGGAAUCAAGCAAGCCAUCCACCAAAAAGGGUAGAGGCUCCUGUUUGGUGUCCAUCUCCUCCGGUCACUCUCACAGUGCCCUGUGCUAUUUAUAACUAACCAGCCAUAAGCAGCAAACACUCCAUGAAGAAAUGCUUGGAGUAAUCAGUGUCGGAGGUGACUGCAUCUGACUGCUGUUCCUUACCCAAAGAGCUUCAUGAACGUGAAAGAAAAAGGCAAGGAUACCAUCUUUGGACUCCUCACCAAAGAGGCUCCUCAGAACAUCUGGUUAAUUGUCCAGAAAUGGAAAGCAAAGGAGAUCGAGUACUGAUUCCUUUGUCCCUUCCUUUGACAAAGGCUGUACACUGACCAUGCCUUCUCUCUCCUCGUGAUGGGUUGAAGUGGCAAGCAUUAGCAGCCCCAAACAGGUAGUUGGACAGUGGCAAACACUUCUACCCAAGUAGAGUCUGCUACCCAAAAUUCAAAUGACUCUUGGAUCCUGGUAGUAGCAGCCAAGAAGCUUCCAGGAUGACCCAAGUCAGAGGAACAUAUAAGCCACAUUAUGGUAGAGCUUGGAAAGCCUGUUCAAUCACUGUGAGUCAGUGGAAGAGGGAAGCCACGGGGACCACUUCUGUGGUGGUUCCCAUGUGCUUUUGAAAAUUGGGGACAUUUUAAAAAUUAGAACUUAGUCUCUGUACCCAGAAGGACCAUGUUCUGUUCAAGGAGUCAGCCAUGAAAAUGAAGCACCUUUCUGCUUGACAUCGUCCCUCUCCAAAGACUUGAAGAGAUUUUGUGCUGUCACUGGGCCAAGUGUAUAGGGCAGGAUUUCACCAAGUGGUUUGUCCUCAUUUCAGUGCCCCUCAAAGGCAUUAGGUCCAAACUCUCAUGCUUUCUUUUAAUAGAAGCAACAGAGAGAAUGGCUUUGGACAAGGCUAACCCCAUAGACUGAAGGCCAUCCCUCUAAAAAUUAACUGAGAUCACUUUGAAAGCUCCUAUGAAUUUUGCUGAGUAGCAGUGGUGAUUACACGGAGGGGCUAGUUUAUAUAGUUAGGCUCAUCUGGAUUUACACGAGGGAAGUACCUUGUGAGAUGUGCAAAUUUAGAGACAUCUCCACUCCAAAUGUUCAUAUGAACUAUUUGGGCCUGACUUGUGGUAGAGCCUUCUGAGCUCAUAUCGGUCUGGUCAGACACAGGUAGACACACUGUACCUUGAUCCCAACAUAGUGAUAUCAUUUUGGUCCUCUUUGAGGAUGAAGGACAACCAACCAACCAAGGGAUGCUGAUAUGAAACUAUUUUCUAAAAGCCCCAAGAAAAAGGAUGUCAGCCAGUGUAGAAUGUCAGGCAUCCUGCUCACUCUAAAAAUGGAGUGUGAGCACACAGGGGAUGCCUUUGAUUGGAAUAUCUAAAAGCUUUCAUGGCGGAGUGAACUUCACUGACUGUUACUAAACUGCCGAACAUGGUUAGGUGAACAAGGAUCUAUGAGCCAUGGGUAAGUGUAGAGGUGCUCUUGGGAUGGGAAUUCAUCAGUCUGAUCAGGCUAGUGACUGAAGAAUGGAUGUUGUAGAGUACACGUGUGUGCACCGUGAAAAGAAGAACACGGAAGAGCGUCCUUCUGUAGCAGUGUGGGGGUGAUCUGCUCUGCAAUUAAUUACUUUUCAGCAAAGAUAAACUUUCUCAUUUAGAUUAGAUGUUGAUGGUUCUGCCCAGAUUUCCCAGUCCUCCAUCUGAAACAUGUAGUUAGGGCUGUGACUUUAGACCCAAAGCUGGCGUGGCCACGUGUCGACCCAAGCUUCUCAUCUUGGAAUUGUUUGAGGUUCCAGACUGAGCACUUGGCUUCAGAGGAAUAGCUCUCACAUCAGCCAUGCCAGUUACCAUCGGCCUUUCCAGCUCCCAGCCCAGAGAAACGCUUACCUCCUGGCCAGCACCUAACCCCGCGGGAGCCCGGUGUCUCUGCCCUGCCCUGAUCUUCCCCAUGCUUUGUUGCCGUUACCUUUCCAAAUCAAUCAGAAAAACCUUGCUGCUGAUAAAGCCUUUGGUCCCCACGUUGGCCUUCCAGCGGAGGCCUCUCUGGCUCCGUUGUCUCCAACCCUCCUAAAGCCCACACUGCCUAUUGCAGAAGGUGAUAUAACACUAUGGGUCUGCCAGAUUCUUUGUCUCUCACACAAACCCAGCAAAUCUUUCCAGCUAUUUGCAGAGGACUUCCAUUAUUUCCCAGGUCCAAACCACCACCCACUGUUGUGGUACGCUGCCUUUCACCCCAGGAGCCAAAGCAAUACAGAAGAUCUAUUGGUUACUGCUGGGCCCAGUGCUGAGAGCAGUGUACCCAUGUAUCCAGACCCACUGUCUUUCAGGUGACCCUUAACUACCUCAGGUUUGAAGGCCCUAGAUUAAGCUGGUUACUACUCACAAGGGACAAACCGAGGGGGUUCAGAUAAAUCUUUGUGAUAACUCAAUUUUGUCUCGAUCCUAUAACUUUUUCUCAUCUAUUUUGGUUUUGGGAAGAUGGGAAUUUUUUCCUUUUAUUUUUUAACCUUUACCCAGAUGUCCAUUAGAAGUAUUCCUGUAAAUUAAGUUGAUUUAUCACUCUGAGUGCCUACCUUCCCAGGGCAGGUGGCCACUGGCAUUUGGUUUCUUUCAAACAAGAUUUUUGAUUAUUAUAGUAUAAAGAUCUUUCUUUGUAUAA